Messenger RNA from Trichomonas vaginalis G3, 366 nucleotides. RefSeq lists its product as uncharacterized. Bases 1 to 366 code for a protein of 121 amino acids. The record is from RefSeq and is a predicted model, not a curated record. The transcript has a single exon. NCBI's taxonomy places the organism in Eukaryota, Parabasalia, Trichomonadida, Trichomonadidae.
AUGGUUGAUGCUGCAAUUAGCUGGUUCACAAGCGAACUCAAAAAAAGAGGACGUAGUGAUGAUGUGAUUGAUGAUAUAGUUAAACUAUUUAAAGAUAUGAUUGCCAAUAACAAUCAUAUCUUUAAAACAUCAAGAACUGUAAGUGGCUUGGACAUUUUUGAUUUUAAUUUUAAAAUCAAUGAUGAAAAUUGGGGAUUGUUCGCAAAUAUAUGCCUCCGCAUAACUUGCUGCACUUGUGCGGAGGCAAGCUGUGAAAGAACAAUCUCAGCCCAGCGUCUCAUCUUAACUUGUUCAAAUUUAAACAUGAGUAAGGAAUUAAUGGACGCUAGGCUAAAGAUCAUGAAGGGAGCUAGUUGGAAAACAUAG